Messenger RNA from Chara braunii, 989 nucleotides. The record is from the annotation of a GenBank genome assembly. Lineage: Eukaryota; Viridiplantae; Streptophyta; Charophyceae; Charales; Characeae.
GGAAAGGCGGAAUCUAGUUUGGAGGCACUGCAGCGAGAGAAAGACGCUCUUCAAAGAGCCCAAUCUAUGAGUAGUGAGGAGAAGACUCUUAGGAAAGAAAUCGAGAUGUUGAGGGUAAGGAAUGACAAGGGAAGGAUAGCUGAUGCGGUUUUGGAAAGCUCCAGGAGUGAUGAAAUUGCCGCGCUCCGUUUGCAGAUACAUGAACGCGAAGGUGUCCACGCGGCGCUCCAGGAUCGCAGUAACGAGUUGUGCAACCUGAAAGCAGAGAACUCGACGCUCAAGAAAGAUUUCUUGGAUCUUAAAGGGGAGAUCGUCGAGCUUAAAAACGCCAAUAAUAAGCGGGCGUCUGAAGCGGUCACUGAAAAGAGCCCGCCAGCGGAACCUAAUACGGGUAAGGAAAGGAUGGUUCCGAUUGGCGAAGCCGUCUACACUCCUAAAGAUUUGGAUGCUCUACACAAGGCAUACAAGAAGGCACAGGCGGGGAAAGAGAUUGCUAAUAGGGAAGUACAAGCUCUUAAAGAGCGAAUGGCACACUUGGGAUUUCAGUUGCUGACGAAGCAGCGUCAAUCGGCAAGAAGGCCGUUAAUGAGGAAGACUACACCUCGGAAUCUGAGGCCUGCGCUCAGGGCUGUCCACGUUGAGCACGAAGAAUCAGAUAAGGAAGCAGAUCCUGUGAAGGCGACACACAUUGAGGAAGUCCUUGAGAAACCUAAGGAUGUGCAGCUGAGGAAGAUGCAAGAAGAAGAGAGGCGAGCACUACGAGCAACCAAGAAAGCCGAGAUGCAGAGCCCGUGCGAAGAAGAAGGGAUUACCUAUAUCAAGCUCGACCAAGCUAGGGCCGAUGUCGGUGAGAUCCGAGCAAGGAGAAGAUUUGUGCAAUGGCUGAAGGAACAUGGUCUUCAAGAUGACGAAGAUGAUGAUCAGGACCAGCACUAUGCCACCUCCGCGGAAGACGUCAAAGACGAGUGAGAAUGCGCCCUGAGCAUAUC